UAAGUGUGUAUGAUUUAUUUGAAUCUCAUAAAUUACUUAUAUUUUUAAUAUUUAAUUUAUUUCUGUUUGAUAUUACCGUUUACUGUCAACAAAGUUCCGUCCAAAUUCAAAAGAUCGAAGCGGAUCCACCAAAUCCAAAUGUUGGUGAAGGUUUAAAAGUGAGAUGUUUCUUGAUUAAUGUUGAUCCAUUCUCUCUUUAUCGUGUACAAUUACUCUGGAGUAUAAAACGAAAUGGAUUGGAUCGUGAUUUUCGUAUUUUGGCGUAUGGUGGAUCUGUUCGCGAUACGUUAAGUGGUCGUGUUAGUGCUAGAAAAGAAUCAGAAGAAGUUUAUGAAAUCGUUUUUCGUCCCAUUCAAGAAAGUGAUACUGGUGUAGUUCGUUGUGAAUUAGCGAAUACCGAAGCUCAAGUGAAAGCUGAUCGAACAAUCAAUGUUCACGUUCCACCAUCGAUAAUAUCAAUCACAAGUGAUUUGCAAGUGACAGCUGGCGAUGAAGUAACAUUAAAUUGUGCUGCAAGUGGUAAUCCGAUGCCAUUAAUUAUGUGGGUACGAGAUGGUCAAGAAUAUCCGACAUCGUACAGUUCUGUCUAUAAAAUUGAUCAAGUGAGUAAAGAAGAUCGUGGCCUCUAUAAAUGUGUUGCACAACAGCAAACAGAGCAAAAGCAAUCAGCUGAAGCGGUUGUGAAUAUAUUUGUUGAUUUUGCUCCUACUGUGACAUGUGAACAAGAGAUUAUUAUACAAGUACCAAAUAUAAAUGCGGAUGCUGAAAUAACUUGUAUAGCCGAAGCUUAUCCAAUGAAUGUAUUGAAAUGGGAAUUUUCACAAGGUAACACAAAUGUUCGAAAAGCAAUAGCAAUCGGUGAACACUAUAGAAUCGAUACAAAUGUAGCUGCGGAUUCUAUUGAUAGUCGAUAUUCAAGUCGUCUGACGGUUAAAGGUGUAACACAAGCAGAUUUUGGAAAAUACACAUUAAUUGUCAUGGAUGAAAGUAAACGACAAGCGUAUUACAUGUAUCUCUUAUUCUGCAUAAAAUCUUGA
Didymodactylos carnosus is the source of this 1037-nucleotide messenger RNA. The record is from the annotation of a GenBank genome assembly. NCBI's taxonomy places the organism in Eukaryota, Metazoa, Rotifera, Eurotatoria, Philodinida, Philodinidae.